GAAGAAGAAGAAGAAGAAGAAGAAGAAGAAGAAGAAGAAGAAGAAGAAGAAGACGAAGAAGAAGAAGAAGAAGAGACCAACGAAUUAUCUAAAACGUUCAUCCACCUAAAUAUCGUGUCGCGGGCAUAGCUCGAUGCUUACGAAUCCGUAGAAUUUAGGAAACGUCGUGCUUUUUAUAAUAGCUCGGCACUGUCAUCAUCGCUUUGCCAUUUCUAUCGUCUCAAUAACACACACACACACACAAAUAAUAUAUAGAAAGAGAGAGUAAGAGAAGGGGUGUCUCAAAAGUCACUUUACCGAGAACAGAAAAGUACAAAACAAAAAAAAAGAUCGUUAUUACUUUAUUAAUAGAUUGAAAAUAUUUUCUUUUCUUCUUUCAAACAUAAAUUUUCACAAUGUUGAUAAGAAAGUUUGGGGCCUACAAUACCGUUCCUUCCAAAUUUCUGGAAAACAAAUAUUUAUCAUUUAUCUGCUAGAUAAAUCAACUCUUAGGACUACAAAUAAUUAAUUUGUUUUUAUGAGAGAUAUUAUUUAAAAUUCAUACAAACAAAAUGAUUUGAUGGCAAUAACACAUAAGAGUAAUAGUUUGACGAAAGUGUAUAAAACUAAAUUGUUUUCUACAGAUUUUUAAAAAGAGUAGAUUAAAAUGAGAGGAAAUAUUAAAGAUGAACUAAAUUUGUACUUAAAAUUGAUCAACUUCUUUUUAUAAAAAUAAUAAUAAUAGUAAGAGAGAAGUAAACAAAUUGGAAGUAUUUUUCGAGAUAUUUUAGCAUAAAGAUGAAAAAAAUAAAGAUAUAGAAAUAUUGUUUUGACAGUGGGUUAAAGGGUCAAGGUGUGUUGCCGUUGUUGACAAUUAUGCGGAGGACAAGUUAAGGACUUGGAUAUGGCUCUGUAUAUAUAAAUGCGUAUGUGUGUAUAAGAAAGAGAAGCGCCAAUGUCGAGCGGGGAGUAAUGCGGGGGAAGGAACAACUCCCGGCAUAGCAUAAAGGUGACUCCUCGCAGCGAAAACCUCCCAUAUGCCACUUAGCGUCCCGUUGAGUUCGGCAAAGUGUCCGGUGAAGCAAAGCUAUCCGUUCUUUUUUUCGAACGAGACUAACAGAAAAGCAACACGGUGUAUUUUCAUAUUUCUUCCUUGUUUCGUAAUCAAUCUAGAGGUGUCCAAUUCGGGAUUAUUUGUUGUAUCACAUAUACACGUAUAAUCAAAUAUUAUUUAAGGAAAGCAGAUUUGUCGCCCCGAAGAUCGAAAGCCAACUGUUCGAAAGGAUACAUUUAGUUGUUCAUGUUUACCACUUCGAAGAUAUCAUAUCUGUUUAUAGCUAAGGGAUUUCUUGUUUGUUUCUAAUCAAACUUAAGACGUAUCGAUGAAGACGCGAAGUGCAUUGUUGCUAUUGUUAGUGAUACCAAUGAUGUCAUUGUCAAUGCAUCUUUCUCCCAGAGAGAAAGACACAUAUCCCUCAGAUAUAUUUAAGGAUAACGAUCAAAAUUUGGAGAGGACGGAGGAGGGGUUAACUUUGUCUUUCAGUAAACCCAAUGAAGGAAACGAGAAUGGUAACGAGAAUGGUAACGAGAAUGGUAACGAGAAUGGUAACGAGAAUGGUAACGAGAAAAAACGAGAAGACGAAUUGGAAAAGUUGAAAAAGAUCUUUGGUAUUCGUGGCCAGGGUGAUAAAUUGGCUCAUCAUAAAGUGCCACCCCAGUUCAUGAUGGAACUGUACAAUACUAUUGCCGAUGAGAGUGGUGUCACACGAGGACGAAACCCUUAUAACGCUAAAGUCGUACGGAGUUUCAUUGAAAAGGAUACCUCCUUGUCUUAUUUUUAUUUCUUUAACGUGUCCGGCCUGGAAGUAAAUGAGUCGGUUUUGGAAGCCGAAUUACAUCUUUACAGAAAGAAAAUAGUCGCGAAAACGGAGCCGCCAGCAACGCUUACGUCGUCAUAUUAUUUGUUAAGAGUCUAUCAAGUAUUGGAUGAGAGAAAUCUGGCUGAACCGAGUCGUCACAAGUUGCUCAAUAUUCAUUAUGUUGAGGCACAUACUUUUGGUUGGCAGGUGUUAAACGUCAAGGAAGCGGUACUGUCCUGGGUGAAUAGCGAUCGAAAUCUCGGUCUAUUGGUAACAGUUACGACUUUAUUCGACGACGAGGUGAAUGUCGAGUUUUUUCGGCGAAGUGAAUCUCGGCACAACAAACAACCGAUUUUGGUUCUCUUUAACGACGACGGUAAAGAGAGGCGAUCUGGAAUGAAAAUCGUUCCGGAGUACUACACGUAUGGAAAGAACGAUGAUAUACGUUUCGCUGAUGAACAGAUAGAAGAGAAGGGCGAGUUGGAAGAUCCUUUGUUGGUACAGAGACACGAGAAGGAAACAUUCACGAGAAAGAAGAGGAAACACAAAGGGCCCGAAUCAAUUUGGCGGGAAGAUUCCAUGGAACGUGAUAGACGAGAUACAAAUUACAUUAGAAAAUGUCCUAAGAAAAUAGUCUCACAUAGGACGAAAAGGAGACAAGUUUUAACCUCAAUGGAAAUUUACGAGAGAGCCAUGUUGCGCGAGAAAUUAAGUGAAGUAUCCGAGAAAGAUAAUACGAAUGAACGCAGAGAAAGAAGAUUAACGAAGAGACAGAGUCCCAUAUGGAGACACAGAAACACGACCGCCUGUUCGAGAUACGAGCUUUACGUUGAUUUUACGGAAAUUGGGCUUUCUUCCUCUAUAAUUGCACCCAAAGGAUACUCCGCUUAUCACUGCAAGGGUCUUUGCCAGUCACCGUUGAGUCAAGAACAACAACCAACAAAUCAUGCCACUGUACAAGGUAUCGUUCAUUCAUUGGGUUUGGUGGAUGGCGUUGAAAUGCCUUCUUGUGUACCCACGAAAUUGCUCAGUACUACCAUACUUUUCUAUGACGAUAACGAGAACGUUAUUUUAAAAACGUACGAGGAUAUGGUUGCCGAUCGUUGUGGUUGUCAUUAGUUUAAUCGAGCUGGAUGUUCUUUAAUUCUUCUCUGAAAUUCUUAGAUUUUUGUCCUGAAAUCAGUUCAGGUUAACGGGACGCAAACACAAAUCGAAUGAUCGUACAAACUACUUGUGAGUGUUAUUCGGAAUUUACGAAAAAUGAUGUCUAACAUAAGAGAAUUAAGAUUAAGUGCUAUCAUUUUUCAGGGCUUUUCGUUGGGUAUUCCGAGUUGAAAGUUUUAAGAUAAAUAUGGUUAUUAUGAUGAUUAUAUUAAAAGAUGUUUAUUAUUUCUACAAUGUGUCGAGAGUUAUAUAUUCGUAUUGAUCGUUUUAAGUCGAUCAAAUUUUGUCUGUAAAUAAGAACAUUCCCAUGAACGCGUUAACAUGCGAGCAAAUGUCUACACGCACGCACGCAUGCACGCAUGCACGCACGCACGCACGCACGCACGCACAUACUGUAAUGUAAUCCAUUGUAAUUGUUAUAACGUGUAUCACUGUAAAUUAUUAUAAUCAUAAUUCGUAGAUAUUAAUGAUGAGAUUUAAUUUGUAUAUAUAUAUAUAAAUAUCUCGUGAUAACUGCAUUAGGGCAUAAUUUAUA
This is a messenger RNA of Polistes canadensis, 3537 nucleotides long. RefSeq names its product growth/differentiation factor 10-like. Bases 1362 to 2957 code for a protein of 531 amino acids. Lineage: Eukaryota; Metazoa; Arthropoda; Insecta; Hymenoptera; Vespidae. Gene Ontology annotation, cellular component: extracellular region. Gene Ontology annotation, molecular function: growth factor activity; cytokine activity. The record is from RefSeq and is a predicted model, not a curated record. The transcript is spliced from 6 exons. Gene Ontology annotation, biological process: SMAD protein signal transduction.